AUGCCUUUCGAAUCCCAGUUUCCCAGUGCACCUAUUCCCGACGUGGACCUGUGGGCGUUUCUGUUCGAGAGGAAAGAUAAGAACUUCUCGGACGACAAAGUAAUCUACUUCGACCCAUACACAAAUCGUUCGUACACAUAUGCCCAAGUCAAGAACACAGCAAUCGAGUUCGGCAAAGGCCUGAAGGGUUUAUGGGAUUGGCAGAAAGACGAGGUACUAGCACUCUACACACCGAACUGUAUCGACACACCGGCGAUAACAUGGGGCUGUCACUGGGCUGGAGGCAUCUUAAGCCCUGCCAACCCCAACUACACUGUUGAGGAGCUCGCGUUCCAGUUGAAAGACUCUGGCGCAAGGGCAAUUGUCACCCAGCUGCCAUUCAUCAAAAAUGCGCAGGCAGCAGCAAAGCAGGUCGGAAUUCCGCUCGACAAGGUCAUCAUCAUGGGCGACCAGAAAGACCCCUCCUACACAGUCAAGCACUUCACAAGUAUUGUGAACACUGCAGGCUCGACAAAGUGGCGACGCACAAAAGCGAAGAACCCGGCAGAGGACCUGGCUUUCCUGGUGUACUCUUCCGGGACUACCGGCCACCCCAAGGGUGUCAUGCUCACACACCGCAACAUCGUCUCGAACACUAUGAUGAUCAAGGCGGCAGAGGCAGGGAACCUGCUACCCACCGGCGGACCCACCGGCGAAGGCGACAAGCUGAUCGCCUUUCUGCCCUUCUUCCACAUUUACGGCCUGACAUGCAUGAUCCACCAGAGUCUCUACUCCGGCCUGCAGCUCGUAGUGAUGCCCAAGUUCGACCUCGACGACUUCUGCCGCUUCAUCCAGGACCUGAAAAUCACAUUCGCCUACGUGGUCCCGCCCGUCGUCCUGCUCCUCGGCAAGCACCCCGCGGUGGAAAAGUACAACCUGAGCACCAUCCGCAUGAUGAACUCCGGCGCCGCGCCGCUGACAAGAGAGCUGGUCGACGCCGUCAACAAGCGCCUCGGCAUUCCCAUCAAGCAGGGCUACGGCCUCUCCGAGACCAGCCCAACAACCCACACCCAGCCGUGGGAAGACUGGAACAAGACCAUUGGCUCCGUCGGCACGCUGCUGCCCUACCAAACCGCCAAAUACAUGUCCGCCGACGAGCAGGAGCUGCCCACCGGCGAAGUCGGCGAGCUGUGGAUCAAGGGCCCAAAUGUGUUCAAAGGCUAUCUGAACAACCCCGCCGGCACCGCGAACGCGCUGACCGCCGACGGCUUCUUCAAGACCGGCGACGUGGGGUACCAGGACAAGAACGGCAACUUCUUCAUCACAGACCGCGUCAAGGAGCUCAUCAAGUACAAGGGCUUCCAGGUCCCGCCCGCCGAGCUGGAAGGCCUGCUGGUGUCGCACCCCGGCGUCGACGACGCGGCGGUCGUCGGCGUGUACGAUAAGGACCAGGCGACGGAGCUGCCGCGCGCGUAUAUCGUGCCGAAGAGCGGCCUAGGCAAGGGCGACAAGGAGGCGCAGGAGAUCGUCGAGUGGCUCGGGGCGAAGGUCGCGCACCACAAGAAGCUGCGCGGCGGGGUGCGGUUUGUCGACGAGAUUCCGAAGUCGGUGUCCGGGAAGAUCUUGCGGCGCGUGCUGAAGCUGAAGGCCCAGGAGGAGAUGGACGGCGCCGCGAAGGCGAAGCUGUAG
Messenger RNA from Boeremia exigua, 1668 nucleotides. RefSeq names its product 4-coumarate-CoA ligase-like protein. NCBI's taxonomy places the organism in Eukaryota, Fungi, Ascomycota, Dothideomycetes, Pleosporales, Didymellaceae. The record is from RefSeq and is a predicted model, not a curated record. The transcript has 4 exons. The coding region runs from base 1 to 1668 and encodes 555 amino acids. Gene Ontology annotation, biological process: secondary metabolic process. Gene Ontology annotation, molecular function: CoA-ligase activity.